Patella vulgata (common limpet) is the source of this 2700-nucleotide messenger RNA. RefSeq lists its product as uncharacterized. The transcript is spliced from 7 exons. Bases 672 to 2681 code for a protein of 669 amino acids. Lineage: Eukaryota; Metazoa; Mollusca; Gastropoda; Patellidae. The record is from RefSeq and is a predicted model, not a curated record.
UUAGCUGGAUAUAUAUUAUUUUUUUUCAAACUAUAGUACAAAACUAAAUCCAUUUGAGCAUUUCUAGAGUCAGAGUGGAUAACUUGCUCAUGCACUCCUAGUACUAUCUCAAUCAAAGGCUGGUGCAAGAGGCACUCUAUUUUACGUCAUUCCAUGGACCCUUUCAAAUUAACAUCUGCCAAAUCAAUACAUACACUUUACCUUUAUUGUCAUCUCAUCCGAGGGAAUAAACCAUUUUCCUUUCACAGCCCAUUUGUCCUGGUCCAUUUCAUUCUGGAAAAUUUCGAGGAUCGAACAUCGUAUCUUCUAGUUAGUGAACAAACCACUGUGGCUCGUGUCGUUAUCAGGGUAUUAGGAUAUUAAUUUUCAGAAGAUCAAACCAGUGGACCUUCUAGAAUUAUUCUUUAUCUUGGUGACUGAUUUAUAAUUCAACAGAAUAAGUAGGGUAUCAUUAGGGAUACUUGACUCAGUAUAUACCCUUUGUUUGACAUGUCUGAAUAAUUUCAUCAAGGGAUGUAUGAAUUCUGUGACAUUCAGAAUGUGUGACAACCUCGGCAUUAUAUUGCGAUAUGCAGAAACAAUGACCUGUUGCAUGAAGAAUUCAUCAAUAGUAGGACUGUAGGAGUGCAGAAGAAUUAAUGCGUACUACAAAAUCAACGUGUUAAAUCACCAUGGCGAUGACGAUUCUAAGAAGAUGUUGUAGAACACUCAACCUGGUGGUGCUUCAAAAAUCCAGGCCCAUAUAUUUACAGAAAUUUCAUCGGCUCUUGUAUGCUGCAAUAAAUGACAGACACCCAUCGCAUUUCUUACAGGCAAAUUCUUGCCAGAUAAUUCCUGUCCAUUGGCUUCAGAUUGACACUAAAGCAACUGUGAAGAUUAAUAAUAAUGUUGUUAAAGUUUUGGAGGAAGAAAACGAAUAUUUUCAUGGAUAUUUAGAGAGCUCCCCUGUAUAUAGAAGAUAUCUUUUAAUAGCUCCAGACCUUGGCAAGCCUAGCGCUGAAUCAAAAUCACAACUGUAUGAUUGGGAUUUACGUCAAUUUUUAGUCAAAUUAUCAACGGAACCUAGUGAAGAAAGAUAUAAAAUGAUUUCUUAUAAUAAGUUUGGAAAGCUCUUUAUGGAUUGGAGUGAUAAUUUCCAGAAACUGUCGGACGAAGAGCUGUUUUUAGACUUGAAACUCCUAUCUGUGUUAAAUCUACGUCUCGGCUUCACCAAACCUCUUAAAUCUAUUGCCAUAUUGGUAGGUACAGUUUGUAAUGAUGAAUUCAUUAAACGGAUGCCAUCUUGGAGUGUAGCUCAGAUCUUAAUGGCGGCCGAUUUGUUCUAUAAUCUGAGGUGUAAUAACAUCAAAAAGUUCACCUUCCUCGACAAAAUGUUUUUAGAAAUUGAAAAAAAUUUGAGUGCCUUAGAGAAAGAAGACAUUAUUAUGACCCUGUAUUAUGCAAAUCUUCGUAGAAAUUGUACUUUUCAUUUCUUGAAUAAAUUAACGAGGAAGGUAUCGGAAGCGUUAUCAUUGUGUACACCAAGUGAAGUGGGAAUAAUAUGUCUUGGUAAUUUUAAAUGCAGAAACGUACAGAUGACGCCUUUUCAUUACAUGCUUCCUCAGUAUUUAAUGGAGAAUAUUGAUAAUAUGGAUUCUAUGAUGGUUUCAGCUAUUACAAAAUUUUUGACCGGUUCACAUGGUAUUCGUUUUCUCACAAACAAAUCGCAAGAUUUAAAAUUACAAUUACUUUUUAAACUUGCGCAAAAGGCACCUGAAUUGGAAAAUGGUACACUUUUGAAAGUGUUAGAAAUGGUCGAACGUGCGAGGUGUAUCAAUUUGAAGCUUGUCAGACAAUUAGAGUCAUUAUCACUGAAUUCUAAUCUACGACAAUGGAGGACAAAGGAUCUAGCUAAAAUGUCUUUUUUGAUAGGAAACUUUUCAACUAUUAUUGAAAAUCCUGGAAAACUAUUGGAUAAUAUUAUAGCUGAAUUAUUAAUGGCAGACAAGAAAACAGAAAUGCAAGAAUUUUUACCAGUUGUAAGUUUAGCACUAGAUGGCAUGGCUCGAGUGGGAGUGUACCCAGUGGAACUGUUAAAAUUAUUGUAUAUUGAAAAUAACUCAGAAUAUUUAUAUGAUAAAAAAAGUUACAGUAUUACAUUGUACCAGUUGUUAGAUAGUAUUAGAAUAGAAUGUCCACAGAUUCUUGAAGAAAUUUCAUCACCAUUUGUUUCAAAUCUGUUUGCUAGGAAAAAUGAUAUUCAGGGAAAAAUUCGUUUACGCCUGCCAGAAGCUAAAAAGAAUUUCUUGAAAGAACUGAGUGAUACAUUAAGAGUUGUAUUCGGAAGAGGAUUUGUUAAAGAAACAUCUGUCCUGGCAUUUGAUGAUAAUAAUAUUGAAUUGUGUGUGAGUGAAGAUGGUGAACCUAUUUUAGUUAAAGAGUGGGAGAAAGACAAUAAUAUGGCCAAAUGUAAAAGGCUACGAUUUGUUAUGCUGACUUCCAUUGAUUUCUAUGAAGUUUUUGAUGACGAAUAUCAAUCAAGGUUCCACAUCAAAGGUUUUACUUACAUGAAAUUACGUCAGAUGAAGAAACUAGGAUAUAUUCCUAUUCCUGUUCGUGAGACCGAUUUGAGCCAGUCCUCGGAUAAAGGAAAGUUUAUUAAACAGCAAAUUCAACAAGCUUUAGAGAUUAAUAAGAAAUAAAGUUAUAUGAAAUAUAGAU